Messenger RNA from Fopius arisanus, 3537 nucleotides. RefSeq names its product ubiquitin carboxyl-terminal hydrolase 48. NCBI's taxonomy places the organism in Eukaryota, Metazoa, Arthropoda, Insecta, Hymenoptera, Braconidae. The transcript has 10 exons. Gene Ontology annotation, biological process: protein deubiquitination. The record is from RefSeq and is a predicted model, not a curated record. Bases 120 to 3410 code for a protein of 1096 amino acids. Gene Ontology annotation, cellular component: cytosol; nucleus. Gene Ontology annotation, molecular function: cysteine-type deubiquitinase activity; cysteine-type endopeptidase activity.
AAAUAGUGUCGCUGUGUUCGCUGCACAACUUUGGGGCGAAAAACGGUAAACGGUUCGAUGUCAGGAGCUUUGACAAGUUUUUAGUCCGUAUUUAAAUUGAUGAAAAGAGUAAAGAGAAAAUGCCACCAUUGAAGAAGGUUGAUUUGGAGAGGAUGGCAUGGAGUUGGAUAGAAACAGUAGCACCAGAGGAAAUCGAAAAAAUUCACAUGGAGACUGCAUACCGAAUAGGAUUGAAAAAUUGUAAAAAUUGCAAACGUAAUUGCAGUCACAAUCCAUGUUGCUUGACCGGUUUAGGAGAGGAGAAGUACUUUAAGUCUCAGCCAGCAGAAGUGGCCUCACUGGAAAGUUCACUGUCAGAAUUGAGAGAUCCAACACAGUACGUUGGGCUGAAAAAUCUUGGUGCUACGUGUUACGUUAAUAGUUUAAUUCAAGUUUGGUUUCAUAAUGAGGAUAUGAGACGAAUAAUCUAUAAAUGGGACAUCACAGCUGAUCCGGAGGAGUCAGAGUCCCUCCACCGUUCCCAGUCAUUAAAGCACCCGUACCAUCCUCGAACAGUAGUAGGGCAACUCCAGUACAUCUUUGCAAUGAUGCAAUUUGGUAACAAACGCCUGUUGGACCCCACGAGCCUUGCGAUUGCCCUCUCCCUAGACACAAACGCCCAGCAGGAUGCCAGUGAAUUUUCCAAACUCCUCCUCGCACACAUCGAGAAUAAAUUGACUAGUCUUGCACUGAAGCCUCGCCUGCAACGACUGACACAGGGCACUUACAUCUACGUAAACAGAUGCUCGACUUGCUCUACAGAAUACCAAACCCCUACAACUUUCUACGAACUGGAUCUGCAACUGGCACCAACCCUGAGAGAAGCUAUGGAUAAUUACCUCAGCGAGGAGGAGCUCGUAGGGUCCAACAAAUACCACUGCCAACGCUGCAACGAAAAGCAAAAUGCCAAGAGAUUCAUCAGACUUAACUCCCUACCAGAGACUCUGAAUUUCCAACUGCUGAGGUUUGUUUUUGAUCGCGAAAGCGGACAGAAGAAGAAAGUUUCAUCGUACAUCUACUUUCCCAAUGAUCUGGAUAUGUCAGAGUAUUUGAACUGCCCCCCAGGCACUCAUUUGUACUCUUUGGUUGCUGUUUUGAGCCACAGGGGACCCUCAGCCCACUCUGGACACUAUAUUGCCUGGAUCUGUCGAUCUUCUGGGGAGUGGUACCAGUUCAGUGAUGAUUUGGUGGAAAAAACCCAAGGAAAGAGGAUUGGGGAUGGAGUUGGAGACAAUGGUAAGAGGGUACCCAAGGGUUUCCUGUCUUCCAACAAUGCUUACAUGUUAGUUUAUAAGAAGAAUUUGGAUGGAAAGGUCAAGAAACCUAUGGACAAUGGAAAAAGGAAGGAGACCAGUGACUCAGACUCUUCGGACUCCAUUUUCAGUUCUUCCAAGAAAACCAAGAAAGGGAGGAAGAAGAUCAAGGGGGUCGAUGAGGAUUUUGAUAAUCCUGUCAAGAAGUCUAGGAAAAAUGAUACACAUGAUGACAAGAAUGACAGGUGUCGAGGAGAGGAUGAUGAUGUCAAGGAGGAGGGAGAGGGGAAUUGUUCUCCCGGGGAUGGGGGGGAGACGAAUGGGGUUAAACUCACGAUGAAAGAGAAUUAUGAUAAGAAUUAUCAGAUGCUCAAUGGAGAUGCUCACAGAGCAAUGGGGUGUGGAGAGAGGGAUUAUUAUGAGGCGAUGGAGUUUCAAAAGUGGGAAGUGAGUGAAACUUUGAGGGAACUCGUUAAACAAGAGAAUGUGGCGCAUGAAUUGAGUCUUCUGGCGGUUCAGGAGGAGAAGCAGAAAAGGAUUGAGGAGAAAAAUGUUAAGAGACAGGAGGUCAUUGAUUUUUAUGAGGCCUGGGGAAGGUGUGAAGGGGUUGGUGAGAGAUUCGUCUGGAUUCCUACUAGUUUUAUCAGCAAAUGGCUUAAUGAUGAUUCUGGUGGGAAUGAGGGGGUGAGGGAGAUCGAUGUCGAGGGCGUUAUGUGUCGACAUCGGAAAAUGGAUCCUGGCAAGGUGCACAAGGCCAAGUGUGUCCCUAUGGAUGCUACGGAGAAACUCCUGGGGAAAUUCCAGAUAACAGAGAUGCUUGGGGAGGACAGCUUGUGUCUGGCAUGUGUCAGGAAGAAGUGCAAGACUAUGAGGUUUAAGAUUGAGUUGGAGAAGGAUCACAAGGAGGUGCUGGAGUAUAUGAGGAUCUUUAAGGAUUUUAAUGAAGAUAGUUACAUAAUUGGUACAGACUCAUUGAAACAUUGGAGAAAAUUAGCAAUGGAACGUUUAGAGGGUGAGACGAGUAACGAUAAUGACUCAGAGCAGACGAAUGAUCAAAAACCAAGUGACAAUCAGAAAGAGGAGAUCGAGGAGGAGUCAGAGCCCAUUAUGAAUUUCAAUGAGGACCUUCUCUGUGAACAUGGGGGACUCAGAACUCCAGAUGAUAGCAGUAGGAAAGUAAUACCAGGGGCUGCCUGGAGAAUUCUCCAAAAGUAUUUUCCAAAGGCUGCUGAGUAUCCCUCUGGUACAGAACCAUGUAUUAUUUGUGAAGAAAGAAAUGAGAGUGCUGAGAGAGUCAAGGCUGUCGAUAAAAUUAAGGGAAAACUGCAGAAGGACCAGUUGAGCCAACUUUAUCAAGGAAAAAAUAGGAAUGAAGUGAUGAAGGAAAAGAACUGCCACAAGGAGUACUUCAUUGUUGAGAAGGGAUUUUUUGAUAUUUGGAAGACUUUUGUUCGAACUGGUAAAAAUGCUCCGAGUGGUAUUAAUAAUGGACAACUACUCUGUGAGAUUCAUAAGGGCUUCCUCUACACCGCCGAACCCUCCAGUGAAUUUUAUACUAUUGUAACAGAGGAAGAGUGGGGUAAAUUAACGGAAUUUUACCAGUCGGAUUAUGCAAUUAAGAUAGUCAAUUUAGGAACUGAUGAGGCUAAGCUGAAGACGGAUCCUGAUGAAUGCCACGAGUGUAUGCAGGCGAGGAUCGAGCAGGAGCGUCUAGAUACAUUAAAUUAUGAUAAAGCAACGAUAUACAUUAAGUGCAUAGACGAAGGAGAUGAUAAUGACAGUACUGUGAAGAGUUCGAGGUGUUCUAGAACAAGGAGAAGAGCUAAAGGAUCGCACGAGUUAAAAGUGUCAUCUCAAAUAACCCUGAAAGAGCUCAAAGUAAUGACAAUGGGAAUUUUUAAGGCUCCACCUUUUGAUCAACAUCUGAUGCUGGAUGAGCGUGAAUUGACUGGAUCAGAUCAGACUCUAGCUUCCCUCGGUGUUUAUCCUGAAGCACUACUCAAACUCAAGGUUGAUUCUGUACCAGACAAUGAUGUGGAUUUUGAGUCAGACUCGGCGAGUCGUGAAGCACCAUCACCAGAGAAGGGCUUCAAGGGAACUGGACUGGUGCCCAGCUGAUUCCCCCUGGAAGAGGAGUUCUGAAUAGUCACCCGGAAAACGCAAAUCUCUCGACAAAGAAAAUAUUUUUCUAUGAUUAGUAGGUAAACUCUUUAUUACGAAAAAUUGAAAAGAAAAAAAAAAUAAU